GGGUCUCCAUGAAGGGGGCGGGGCCCGCGUGAGUCGGGGUGGCCCCAGCGCCACUUCCUGAGGCGGGUGAAUAAACAAAAGAGAAAUGAAUGCCAUCUGCAGCUUAAAAAUAGUUGGUAGGAACUGCAUUUUAUUUCGCUUAACUUCUUUGGCCAGUCAGGCAAAGUGCAAUAAUCUUUAUAGGUCUUCAGUUGAAGCUUUGAAUGGACAUCACCAUAUUCAAGUAAAUCAUGUAGUGAAUAAAUGCCAGCAACUAGUUAUAAGCCGCAGCACCAGCUAUUAUUUUAUGAUUGGAAGCUCUAACUUCUACAGAAAAUUUAUUAAUAAAAGCCGAAGAUGUUUUUUGAAUGCCAAGAAUAUAGAAGUGUGCACAGACAUACACAAUAGCUGUAGAAGUCCUUAUUUCCUGGCCUCUAAACCGUUAGUGGAAGACCUUGCAUUAUUCCGAAGUCUUGCUCCAGUGCAGUCCCCAAAUCGAAUUCCUGCAUGGGAUGUGCAGAUCAUCAGACUUUUUCACACAUCAUCAUCAUUUCAGGCUGCUCCAGUGCCUCUGUUGUGGAUUAUUCUUAAACCGGCUCAGAAGCUAUUUGCUAUCAUUCUUGGAAGGAGCAUCAGAAAAUGGUGGAAGGCACUGCCUCCUAACAAACGGGAACUUUUUAAAGAAAGUGUAAGAAAAAACAAAUGGAAGAUAGUUGUGGGUCUGUGUAGCUUGGCAGUUUUAUUCAUUAUGUUUUAUUUUACUCACUUGGAGGAGACACCAAUCACUGGGCGUGCUCGACUGUUGGUAUUUGGGAAGGAACAUUUUAUGGCAUUGUCAGAGAUGGAAUAUGAUAUGUGGAUGGAACAGUUUAAAAAUAAGAUGUUAUCUGAGAUAGACCCUCGCUAUCAGGUAGUGAAAAAAGUUAUCGGUCAUCUAUCUGAAAGCAACCAGGACAUCCCGCAGGUGUCGGAGUUCAAGUGGGUUAUCCAUGUGGUGGAAGAACCAGGCAUAAAUGCUUUUGUACUUCCGAAUGGACAAGUAUUUGUUUUCACUGGUUUGCUAAAUGCGGUGUCAGAUAUUCACCAGCUCUCUUUCAUUUUGGGCCAUGAAAUAGCUCAUGCUGUAUUGGGACAUGCAGCAGAGAAAGCCAGUCUGGUACAUUUCUUGGAUUUCCUGUCGCUUAUCUUGCUCACUAUGAUUUGGGCAGUCUGUCCUCGAGAUAGUCUGGCAGUUGUAGGCCAGUGGAUCCAGACCAAGUUGCAGGAGUUUAUGUUUGAUAGGCCAUAUAACAGGACACUGGAGGCUGAGGCUGACAAAGUUGGACUUCAGUUUGCUGCAAAGGCUUGUGUGGAUGUAAGAGCAAGCUCUGUGUUUUGGCAGCAGAUGGAAUUAGCAGAGACCAUUCAAGGGCAGCGUAAAUUACCAGAAUGGCUCUCCACACACCCUUCUCAUGAAAACAGAGCUGAACACUUGGACCGGCUUAUACCAGAGGAUUCUCAUCUACAGCAAGCAGAUUUGAACAUAAAGGAGGACUGUUGCUAAGAAGAGAGUGACCCCAGAAAAGAACACCAGCACCCACCCACCCCGCUCUCCAUGCACACUUACUUGAAAAACAAUCCGGUUUUGUGGAUCUUACAUUCUGUCUCCUAGUUAUGUGCCUUGUUUUGCCAUGGCUAUGAAAUAGAGGGUAUGUCUACACAGUCCACAGAAGCAAGUGUCCCAGCUUGAUUAACAGACUCUGGCCAGUGGGGCUCAUGCUAGUGCUCUAAAAAUAACAUUUGAUGUUGCAGCUUGGGCUCUCAACACGUCCCCCUUCAGAGGCCAAGCUUCAGCCCAAGCUGCAACUUCCAGGUGCUCUCUGCACAGCUAUUUAAGCACUAGGGGCAGCCUGGCUAUCCUGAAACUGUUGACCCAGGCUGGGAGGCUCACUUACAGAGGUUAUAUAAACAUAACCUAACAGAUCAAAGGGCCGUAAUCAGUUAAAAUGAGAUCUGGUCUUGAGGGGGUGAUCAGGAGGACUAAAGAGCUCUUAAAGAACUCUCUCCCUGAGGCUGAGGGAGAGAAUGGUUUGAGCUGAGGGAAGGAACUAACCCCAGAGGUCUUGGUGGUCUGUAAGAGAAUUAUGCCUACCAGGAUUCCCAGGUAGAAGAUGGUUACAUACCUAGUCAGCAAGAUAUGUGUACAGUUUGAUUGUUUUAAGAACUGGUUUUCUCUGAAAUGCAUUUGUUUUAAUAAUAAUUUGCAUUAAAAGGACUGUCAGAUCACUGUGUACCACUGUCAUUUUCAGUACGUUAGUCAGGCCUUCUGAGGCAGUCAUGGUUGAUGCGGCGGGGACUGCAAUCCAAGGGAAGAUCCUAAAGUGGGAGAAUGGUGUGAUUCCAUCCUAAGCGAGGUGAUGGCCAGAGACCUGAAGGGAGGUGUAUUCAGAGAGGCCAGGCAUAGGGGUGUCAGGUUCAGUAAGCCCAGGAAUGUGACAGUGGUGAAGUGUGUGUGUAUAUAUAUUGCUGAGGGAUAAAAUCCAUCCUCUUUCCCAGGACCUGCAUACAGCCAUCUGUGCCACAAUAAGUUUUGGUGUAUGUGAGUGAGAAGUGUGGGUGAGGUACUAAGCAACGGCACAGGCAGGCCUCCACCUCAUUGUUGUUUGUAGGUGGCUACAGCUAUCUUGUAGUAGAAAACUGCUCCCCUUUGCCAUUUACAAGCCAAAAUCUGAAAUCUUUUGAUAGAAAUAAUAAUACUUGGUGACUGCUCUCUGUGUCAAUACACACACACACGAUGAUCUUCAUCAUUAACAGUUUCUCUUCUGUAAUGCAGUGCAGUGCUUUUGUUUUAAUGGGAGCCUGAAAAAAAACAGUAGUAAUGUGCCUGCAAACCCCAACCUAAUCCAAGUACUCCACUAAAGAUUUAACUUGGUGAUGUUGCCUUGGUUCUGACUGGAUUCGUUAGUAUAUCAGGGCUGGUUAUUCAAGGCAAACAGAAAUAUGAAAAUUUAAGUUGUAUCUUGAAAAGCGCAACGUAAUCCUCUUUUAAAUUAAUUUAGCAUUUUAAAUCUCUGGUUUUCUUGACUAUAAUGCCUAUCUUCCUUGGGUUUACUUAUCUAAAAUAUUAACUUGGUAAGCUGUAUGCAUUUAAUUGGGAAUGUCUAGGCACUAUCCUUACAACUAAAUUAGCUGGAUUGGAUGGUGGAAGUGGAAUUUCUUGAGCAACCCCAAAUUAUUGGAACUGAAGUUAUGAUAGUGAUAUUGAAGGUAGGCAUUGGGAUGCUUUAUCUUCCAGAAAGAGUACGUUGUAGGCUUCUUGAACAAGUUGGGAAAUGGCAUCUUAAUGGUUCUGCUGCAUUGAGUACAUUAUUUGCACUUAAAAAAAAUUAGCAGGAGCCACCUGUGCUUAGGAAAGAGUUUCCACUAAAUAGAACUGAAUCCUCUGUACCAAGGACAAAUACCCACAUGCAAAAUCAUUGCAAAAGUCACUCGCUCACUAAAAUGUGGAUGCAGCUCUGUCUUUAACAGGAAGACCCAUGCAAAACAUAGCCUUUCAACUGUCAUAACAGUAGACUUCAGUUUUUUACGGAUUAUGAAUUGGUGUGUUUUAAUCAGGCACCUCCAGCUGCUUUGUGUAAUAAGAAAGCAGAGGCCUCUGCAGGGUAAGAAUAUUACUCCAGACCUAUUGCACGUAACGCAUGAUGUUGUGAACUCCAAUAUUUUAGAUAAGUGAACCCAAGGAAGGAAGAUAAGCAUUACAUAGUCAAGAAAACCAGAGAUUUAAAACUGCUAAAUUAAUUUAAAAGAGGAUUAUGUUGCCCUUUUAAGGAUACAACUUAAAUCUUUAUAUUUCUACUUGCCUUGAAUAAUGGUGCUUGACAUUAAUGCAGUCUUGCAGCAGCUUAUGUUCUGCAAGAGAGCAAGAGAAAACAGUCUGUCAUUAUAAGUAACAGCUUUGAAAUUGAUUGGUCACUGAAGCAGAGUUGGGUUGAUAUGUAUGAUAAAAUUUGGGGAAUAGUUGGAUGAUUAGCUUGCAGAACCACAAAUGUUGAAUGUAACAUUUUUAUUUAAUAAAAAGAAGUUAUAACUGAGAGGAAUAUAUGCAGCAAAGUUGUGUUUGUGAUGAUUCAAACAAUGCAUUUAAACCAGAAACUGUCACAUAGCAUAGAUGAGAAAUACUUGUCAUGUCUCUGGAACUUGCCUUUAUCUAAAGGCCAGUUGGAGCUAUUCAAUUCCAUUUGUUUCUAAGCCAGUUCCAGAGAUAUCAGUUUAUUACACUAAAAAGAUUUUCGUUAGAAAAACAUAGUUUCAGAACCUUUUUGUAAAAGGAGCUAUUAGGCUGGACUUUUCUUUCCUUUUAAAAACUGCAGAAGUGAUCUGUACGUACUACCCCUAUUGGAAGGAUCUGAAUGAACUUCAAAUUGAGGCAAAUCCUUCCCUCCCUGUAGGUAUAUAAGGAAUCUAGCUCAGCCCUUGCUUGCUAUGUUAGCAGCAGGGCAGCAUACCUACUGAACUAGGUAGGUGAGGGAGGAGGGCAAGCCACUGUGUCCACAUACAUACACUUCACAUUGCAAAAGUGAGUGUGGCUGUUCUAGUCUGUAGCAUACCUAAGCCAAGGGUGAAUUAUUCCCUUCCUUUUUUUAAAAGGAUCUGCAGUGUGAACUCCACUGUGUGGUCGCCCUCUUCUCCCACUCUGGGUCUAAGCCACUGUUUUCUGUAGUUUCCCCAUAACACCACUCCCAAUGGAUAGGGCAGGAUUUAGUUGUAAGUAACUCAAGGAAACUCUGACAAGAACUCUUCUGAAACAUGAGGUUAGGAAGGGAAUUGAGAUGAAUGGAAUAAAGCAUACAGGGAAUGAACUUUUCUGAUGCAAAGAUUAAAAAUGCAGCUGGAUGGGCAUUUGCCCAUAAAGUGUGUGUGCUACUUUCAGUAAGGUAAAAAGCAUUUAACAGCAGAUAUGAAAGUGGCCACGAUAAUAAUUACUAAAUAUUAGAGUAUAUUAUGACUUUACGUUGUUUCAUUAAAUUACGAGAGUUUUGUGGAUUUCCAAUGUUGUAUACCGUGGUUGGCAACCUUUCAGAAGUGGUGU
Messenger RNA from Gopherus evgoodei (Goodes thornscrub tortoise), 5047 nucleotides. RefSeq names its product OMA1 zinc metallopeptidase (gene OMA1). The coding region runs from base 86 to 1522 and encodes 478 amino acids. The record is from RefSeq and is a predicted model, not a curated record. Gene Ontology annotation, biological process: protein quality control for misfolded or incompletely synthesized proteins; mitochondrial protein processing. Lineage: Eukaryota; Metazoa; Chordata; Testudines; Testudinidae. The transcript is spliced from 10 exons. Gene Ontology annotation, cellular component: mitochondrial inner membrane. Gene Ontology annotation, molecular function: metalloendopeptidase activity.